Molecule: messenger RNA, 361 nt
Organism: Bicyclus anynana (squinting bush brown)
Lineage: Eukaryota; Metazoa; Arthropoda; Insecta; Lepidoptera; Nymphalidae
Exons: 3
Coding region: 19-339 (106 amino acids)
Source: RefSeq, a predicted model, not a curated record
UUCAGAAGACCGAAGCACAUGGUGUUGAAACUUCGUGAGGAUGACAAGAUCUCGCCGCCCAACCUGCUGGACAAAUACAAAAAACUGCGUUCCCCUCUCACUCUAGAGGAGAGGAACCGAAUGGUGGACCUGGGGUACGAAUAUAUUGGGCGUGCUAUCCACUCCAUGCUGCAGAACAUGUCCCCAGGGGACACUCUGCCCGUCUCUACCCGCAUGCCCUUUGGGGGGAAUCCCGGGAAGCAUACCCCUCUGCAUCAAGAUCACGAGGUUACUUCAGCAAGCACCGAACCCGAGACUAUACCUCCCCACCACUCUACACACUCCGGUCGAUUCAUCUGAGACUACUCCAGCUCAACCGUAC